Messenger RNA from Osmerus eperlanus (European smelt), 1321 nucleotides. RefSeq lists its product as uncharacterized. Bases 93 to 941 code for a protein of 282 amino acids. The record is from RefSeq and is a predicted model, not a curated record. Lineage: Eukaryota; Metazoa; Chordata; Actinopteri; Osmeriformes; Osmeridae. The transcript has a single exon.
UCCGUGCAUAUUUGUGGGCCUUAUCUUGCUCAACUGGUGUCAGUGCUCAGGGUUGCGCAAUAGGAUAUCCUCCAUCGAAGGCACAGUGUUUGAUGCACAGUUUUAAUACGAAGCACAUAAAAAAUUAUAAUGAUGUACUUGUUCAUUACAGCUUGCUAACAAUGUCUCUUAGACAUCGUAGACCUUACUGCACCCAUAUGAGUUAUCAUUCAUUCUGUUUGUCGCAGAAAUGGGUCAGACCGAUCUUCAGUGAGUCUGACCACUUGAUGAUGAACACACCUGUUCAAGAGAUGCCCGUGAAGCAGUUGGAAGUCAUCAUGCUGACCUGUGGGAGCAUAAAAGAGAGAAGCAGUGAGGACAACCAGGGAAACGGUAGACACGGUAUCGUCUCCCUACUCAGCCUGGCACCCCACAGUUCCUCGUUACUCUACUUCAGUGGGGCAAGCGGGCAUAGCACUGGUCACUCAGCUGGCCACAUCUCUAUCCAUACUGUGACCACACCUGGGGAGGAGGAGGCCACAUUAGGAGGCAGCACAAAUAGUUUGGGCAGCAAGUUUAAAACUUCAAUGGAUUGCAAUAUGGAUAACGAAGAAAGGUUAUCUGUACAGAAAGGAAGACGAUCAUCGAUUUGUUCAUCAGCUGUUGAGUGGCAGCCACAAGCCCAACACAUAGAACCUGAGCAAAUUUCACUGGACUCCUUCUGCUCUAAUGAACCGUCGGAUGAUGGCUAUCCCAGGGUGGACUUGGACACCAUUGAUAGUGGAUUUAUGGAGUCAGACUGCAGCCCCCCAAUUAAUUCAGACUUUGAUAAUGUGGAGCAAAUUAACUCCUCUUUACUGAGUGGAGCAGAAAGCUCAAACUAUGUCAAGCAAUGGAUGAUUUGCAACACCGUGGAGGGAAAUCCUGACAACCCACAGAAGCACAGUACAUCCACCCCUUAAGCCCCUCUGAACUGUAGAGAAAAAAACUAUCCAAAAUAUUGAAGACCAUUGUUUUGCAUAUAAUUGUUUUAUUGACUUCGUAACUGCUUGUGUGAACUAAAUAAUGUUUUUCUAUUGUUAUUAAUCUUUCGUCAAAUAGUUUAACAUUAUUUAUAGUGCAACGUUUGGUAUAUUAGGAUAUUGUAGUGUUUUGUAUCUGAUACAGAGAUUUAAAAAAAAAAAUACAUUAAAGAAUUUUGUUGAUGUUGAGUUCUUAGCAUGUUAUUAUGCAUUAAUGUUUGAUAGGGACAUGUGUGUGCAUAUUCCAAUUGUUUUACACAAAUUCAACAUACAUUUAUCAAAUUCAGCUUUACAAAUGAAAAGAUGUGUGUUGGUGAGUU